AUGAGUCAACCAAACAUCACACUCUACACGACCCAGACUCCUAAUGGGAUCAAGAUCUCCAUUGCCCUCGAAGAGCUGGGUCUGCCAUAUAAGGUCGAGAAGAUUGACAUCUCAAAGAACACACAAAAGGAAGACUGGUUCCUCAAGAUCAACCCCAAUGGCCGCAUUCCCGCUUUGACAGAUACCUUCGACGAUGGCCAGCAGAUCCGUCUAUUUGAGUCCGGUAGCAUCCUGGAGUACUUGGCAGAGCGGUACGACCCAGACUACAAAAUCUCCUUUCCAAAGGGCACGCGGGAGUACUACGAGAUGAAGAACUGGCUCUUCUUCCAGAACGCAGGUCUGGGUCCCAUGCAAGGUCAGGCGAACCACUUCGGGCGGUAUGCGCCUGAGCGUAUCGAGUACGGUGUGAACCGAUACGUCAAUGAGUCGCGCCGACUGUAUGGUGUUUUGGACAAGCACCUCGCCGAAUCUAAGUCUGGCUACAUCGUUGGCGACCACGUCUCUAUCGCUGAUAUUACACACUGGGGAUGGGUCGCUGCUGCUGGGUGGGCUGGUCUUGAUAUUGAUGAGUUCCCGCAUGUUAAGGCGUGGGAAGAGCGCAUGGCUCAGCGACCCGGUGUCGAGAAGGGUCGCCAUGUACCUUCUCCUCAUACUAUCAAGGAUACGCUUAAGGAUAAGGCUUUCGCGGACAAACGGGCUGCUGAGAAUAGGGCUUGGAUUCAGCAGGGGAUGCAGAGCGAUGCCAAGCAGAGCAAGGCUUAA
This is a messenger RNA of Penicillium bovifimosum, 762 nucleotides long. RefSeq names its product glutathione S-transferase family protein. Bases 1 to 762 code for a protein of 253 amino acids. The transcript is spliced from 3 exons. The record is from RefSeq and is a predicted model, not a curated record. Lineage: Eukaryota; Fungi; Ascomycota; Eurotiomycetes; Eurotiales; Aspergillaceae.